This is a messenger RNA of Labeo rohita (rohu), 971 nucleotides long. RefSeq lists its product as uncharacterized. Gene Ontology annotation, molecular function: MHC class II protein binding; protein tyrosine kinase binding. NCBI's taxonomy places the organism in Eukaryota, Metazoa, Chordata, Actinopteri, Cypriniformes, Cyprinidae. Gene Ontology annotation, cellular component: external side of plasma membrane; membrane raft. The record is from RefSeq and is a predicted model, not a curated record. Bases 72 to 971 code for a protein of 299 amino acids. The transcript is spliced from 6 exons. Gene Ontology annotation, biological process: T cell activation; positive regulation of ERK1 and ERK2 cascade; interleukin-15-mediated signaling pathway.
UGAGUCUACACAUCAAGUGAAGAGGAGGAGCUGAUGAUAUUAAAUAGGGAAAGCUGACAGCAACAUAAAAAAUGGCUGAUAUGUGUCACAUGUGUCUGACGGGACUGAUCAUUCUCUGCUCACUUCUCACAGGUACCAGUGGAGCAGAAGUGACUCACAUAUUCCACACUUCUGGUGAAAAUGUCCAUCUGCCCUGUAACAAUGCUCUUUCUGACUGCACAUCAGUUACAUGGAACUAUGACAGGCUAAUGCAUUUAGAGACCAUUGAACUGUUUGUCCAGGGGAAAAAGAAGAAUAACAGGGAGAAAUAUGACAGACUGAGUCUGGGCUCUGACUGCUCUCUGAACAUCAACAAAGUCACAAGAGUAGAUUAUGGAAUUUACAUCUGUCAACAGUAUGGACAACAACAAGGAUAUGAAAGACAUGUUUAUCUGCAUGUUCUUCAUGUCUCUCCAUUAACCUCACAGACUGAGAUCAGACCAGGCAGCUCUGUGACUCUCUCUUGUCAGUUGUACUCGUAUGAUCGAUUCCCUUGUUAUUAUUUGGUCAGUACUGAGGGAAUUCAGCUGAUCUGGGUGAAUCAGACUGGUGUGAAUCUGCAGACAGACUCCAGAUAUCAGAUAUCAUUCUCCUCAACACACUGUAACAGCACUCUGACUACAACACUCCUGAAUGAAGAUCACAACAGAGAGUGGAGAUGUCAGGUUACUCAGAGAAAUAAAGUGAAGACCUCAGCCACAUAUACUGUCAACUAUCCAACUCAAGUCGAGACAAAGACAAUGACUUCAGUCACCAGCCCAAACUCAAAGACAACCAUAACUGUAAAGACACCAGCAGCAGUGCGGUUGUCCUGUCCUCUUAGCAGAAAAACACCCCCAAAGCAUAAUGUUUCCACCGCCAUGUUUGAUGUUGGGGAUGGUGUUCUUGGGUUCAUAGGCAGCAUUCCUCCUCCUCCAAACACGGCGAGUUGA